Meleagris gallopavo (turkey) is the source of this 777-nucleotide messenger RNA. The record is from RefSeq and is a predicted model, not a curated record. Lineage: Eukaryota; Metazoa; Chordata; Aves; Galliformes; Phasianidae.
CGGCUGGCGGGGGGCUCGGCGGCGGAAACGCGCCCUACUGUCAGACCAAAAAAUGAAGUAGAACAGAAGCAGCUGUGUGCAUUUGGGGAGUAUGUGGCUGAGAUCCUGCCCAAGUAUAUCCAGCAAGUACAGGUGACCUGUUUCAAUGAGUUGGAGCUUUUGAUCCAUCCAGAUGGGAUUAUUCCAGUUCUGACCUUCCUCCGAGAUCAUACUAAUGCUCAGUUCAAGUCCUUGGCUGACUUGACUGCUGUUGAUGUCCCAUCUCGGCAGUACCGCUUUGAGAUUGUUUACAAUCUCCUGUCUCUGCGAUUCAACAGUCGGAUCCGUGUGAAAACAUACACUGAUGAGCUGACACCUAUUGACUCAGCAGUGUCUGUGCACAAAGCAGCAAACUGGUAUGAAAGAGAGGUUUGGGACAUGUAUGGUGUUUUCUUUGCCAACCAUCCUGAUCUAAGGCGAAUCCUCACAGACUAUGGGUUUGAAGGCCAUCCUUUCCGGAAGGACUUUCCACUCUCUGGUUAUGUAGAGGUGCGGUAUGACGAUGAAGUGAAACGAGUAGUGGCAGAACCUGUGGAACUAUCUCAGGAAUUUCGCAAGUUUGAUCUGAAUAGCCCUUGGGAGGCAUUUCCUGCUUAUCGUGCACCUCCGGAACCCCUGAAAAUACAAGCUGGAGCCAAGAAGGAAGAUGCAAAAUAGCAGCAGAAUGGAGCGGGUGCAUGGCACCAUCCCUUCUGUUCAAAUGUAAUAUUUAUAGUAAUAAAAGUUGUUAUGAGACUC